Messenger RNA from Drosophila subobscura, 875 nucleotides. RefSeq names its product probable DNA replication complex GINS protein PSF2 (gene Psf2). Gene Ontology annotation, cellular component: GINS complex; nucleus. Gene Ontology annotation, biological process: double-strand break repair via break-induced replication; DNA replication. The transcript has 2 exons. Lineage: Eukaryota; Metazoa; Arthropoda; Insecta; Diptera; Drosophilidae. The record is from RefSeq and is a predicted model, not a curated record. Bases 175 to 786 code for a protein of 203 amino acids.
GUGUAACGGCCGCUUGGUUGCCGCCUGCCAGGCCUGCAGCAGCUGCUCAUACCGGCUGUUUUGCCUAUCGAUCUUUUCGAUAGACACAAACUGCAUUCUCUAAGUGUGAACGUAUAUGACCAAAAGUGUGGCCUUACCAAACGAAUUGAAUUGUUUACAUUUUAUGUGCAAACCAUGGAUCCGGCUAUUAUUGAGUUUAUUGGUGAAAAGUGCAUGAUUAGCAUAAUACCAAACUUCUCCAACGAACCACUGCACUUGAUCUAUGGCUCGGUGGGCCCAUUCCGUGCUGGCUUUCCCGUCUUUGUGCCCCUGUGGAUGGCGACGCAUUUGCGAAAGCAACAAAAGUGCCGCAUUGUGCCACCCGAAUGGAUGGACAUGGACACACUCGAGGAGAUCAAAGAGGAAGAGAAACGGUCCAAAUUCUUCACCAAAAUGCCAUCCGAACAUUACAUGGUCGUGGCCCAACUGGUCAUGAGCACCGCACCGGAUGAUGUUCCACGCUGCGAGGAGCUGCGCACCCUCAUCAAGGACAUCUUUGACAUACGCGAGUCGAAGCUGCGCACCUCCAUCGAUGCUUUCAUCAAGGGCGAGGGCACCUACGCCAAGCUGGACAACCUGACGCUCCUCGAGAUCCACAGCGUUCGUCCCAUUUUGCCGUAUUCCCUCGAUCACAUAGCGCGCUACCAGCGCACGGCCACAGCCUCGCAGCGUGACACCUCCAUGCUGAGUGCAUCGCUGGCUGGCUCGAGCUCGGCCCCCGGCAGUAGUUCGAUGUUUUCGCAGUGAUGUUCGCGUACCUAAAACUAAACUAAAGUAAGAAGCAACCAUAAGUAGAUGUCAAUUAAAUGAUGAAGAAUUAGACACAAAACACUUCA